AUGAACUUUUCUGAUAACGAAGCAGAUGACACUUCGAGUGUGGACAGUACAUCGAACACAGACAAUACUUCCCGUAGCGAAACUCCAACAAACACCCGAGUGAAGAAGAGAAGACGAGGGAAGAAAAAAGUUACUAAACAAGUUAAACCCCCUUAUAAAUUUAAUUGUAGUGCAAAAGAGGAUCAUGGACAGCCUUUAUUUGGAUGUCAAUUUAAUCACCAUUUGGGUGAAGGAGAACCUCAAAUAUUUGCUGUUGUUGGAAGUAACAGAGUGUCUAUAUACGAAUGCCCAGAGUCGGGGGGAUUUAAGUUUCUACAGUGUUAUGCAGAUCCUGAUGUGGAUGAAACCUUCUACACAUGUGCAUGGUCUUAUGAAGAAGAGACACACCUUCCACUGCUGGCUGUUGCUGGGUCCCGUGGCAUUGUUCGUAUCUUCCAUCCCGCUACACAAACAUGCAUCAAACACUACAUAGGUCAUGGACAUGCCAUAAAUGAAGUGAAAUUUCAUCCAAGAGACCCAAAUCUUCUCUUAUCUGCCAGUAAAGACCAUGCUUUAAGACUGUGGAAUAUAAUGACAGAUGUUUGUAUAGCGAUUUUUGGAGGUGUAGAAGGUCAUAGAGAUGAAGUGCUUAGUGCUGACUUUGAUUUAAAAGGGGAGAGAAUCAUGUCAUGCGGGAUGGACCAUUCUUUAAAGCUAUGGAGAUUAGAUAAACCAUCAAUGAAUGAAGCAAUUAAACAAAGUUAUAAUUUCAAUCCACAUAGAGCAUUAAGACCAUUCAAUUCCUUGAAGGAACACUUUCCAGAUUUUUCCACUAGAGAUAUUCAUAGGAACUAUGUGGACUGUGUAAGAUGGAUGGGUGAUUUAAUUUUAUCUAAAUCAUGUGAAAAUGCAAUAAUAUGUUGGAAGCCCGGUCGUUUGGAAGAGACAGAACUGCGUCCUGGAGACAAUUCUGUCACCAUUGUACAUAGAUUUGACUAUAAAGAAUGUGAAAUAUGGUUUAUUCGUUUCGCUGUGGACUACAGUCAACGGGUAAUAGCCCUUGGCAAUCAGUGCGGCAAGACUAUGGUGUGGGAACUGGGUGCGGCCGCCGGCGCCUCGCGCGCCUCGCAGCUGGCGCACCCGCGCUGCCAGGCCGCCGUGCGACAGGUGACACUAUCACGGAACGGCAAAGUCCUUCUAACUUGUUGCGAUGACGGCACUAUAUGGAGAUGGGAUCGAGUACUGAGUAGCUCU
This is a messenger RNA of Brenthis ino (lesser marbled fritillary), 1233 nucleotides long. The record is from the annotation of a GenBank genome assembly. NCBI's taxonomy places the organism in Eukaryota, Metazoa, Arthropoda, Insecta, Lepidoptera, Nymphalidae.